AUGCCCCGCGGGUCCAAACUCCUCCCGUCUAUCGGGCAUGCGGCCUCUGGCGCCGGCGGCACCGUCAUCUCGACACUGGCCACGUACCCGCUGGACCUGGUCAACACGCGACUCAAGGUGCAGCGGCAUUUGCGCGCCGACGGGUCGAUUGGGCCGGGCGACGGGUACGCCGGCGUGGCCGACGCUUUCGCCUCGAUCUACGCCGGCGAGGGCGGGUUAGCCUCCUUCUUCGCCGGCCUCGGCGCUGACCUCGCCAAAUCCGCCGCCGACUCGUUUCUGUUCUUCCUGUUUUACACGUGGUUCCGGAGCCGUCGUCUGCACGCACGAAACCACGCGCCGCACCUCAGCCCCCUCGAAGAGCUCGCUGUAGGCGCCGUCGCAGGCGCCUGCUGCAAGGCCUUCACGACCCCCGUGAGCAACGUCGUCACGCGCCGGCAGACGGCGAGCCUCAUGGGGGCACGCAGCAGCAACAGUCUCAGCAGCCAGGGCAGGGAAAGACAACAACAGCAACAGCCACAGCACCGCGCUCGAGACCUGACGUUUGGCGAGAUCGUGGCCGACAUGCACCGGGAAAAGGGACUACUGGGGCUGUGGGCGGGAUACUCGGCGAGCCUAGUGCUGACGCUGAACCCGAGCACCACGUUCUUCCUGCAGCAGUUCCUGAAGCGUACGCUGGUGCCGCGGCACCACUGGGACGACCCGGGGGCGCGGACGACCUUCUUCCUGGCGGCCGUGAGCAAGGUGGUGGCCACGUCGCUAACGUACCCGUUCCAGAUCGCCAAGGCGAGGGUGCAGCAUGUUUCGGCAGCAAGCGCGCUCGUGUCACGGAUCCGGGGCAUCGCGGGCAACACCAUCUUUGCGACGGUUCUGCGGAUAGCAAGGGCGGAGGGCGUGCGGGCCCUCUACGACGGCAUCGGGGGCGAGCUUCUGAAGGGCUUCUUCAGCCACGGCACGACCAUGCUCUCAAAGGACAUCAUCCACAGGUUUAUCGUGCGGCUGUACUUUGCCAUCCUCGUCGCCCUCCAGCAGUACCCGCAGAUCAGAUCCCACAUCCUCCAGAGGACCCGCGAGCUCCGCGAGGAAUACCUCCGGGCUCCGUCGCAAACUGCGGCCGGGCGGCGCGGGCGCAGCGGGGUCCGGUACGUCCAGAACGCGUUUAGCUCGGGGCAGAGAUUUGCAGCAGGCAUAAUGAGCUCUAGCCAGAGAAAUUAA
This is a messenger RNA of Lasiosphaeria miniovina, 1212 nucleotides long. Its product is annotated as mitochondrial carrier domain-containing protein. NCBI's taxonomy places the organism in Eukaryota, Fungi, Ascomycota, Sordariomycetes, Sordariales, Lasiosphaeriaceae. The record is from RefSeq and is a predicted model, not a curated record. Gene Ontology annotation, molecular function: ADP transmembrane transporter activity. Gene Ontology annotation, biological process: transport. The coding region runs from base 1 to 1212 and encodes 403 amino acids. The transcript is spliced from 3 exons. Gene Ontology annotation, cellular component: membrane.